AUGCGGCUUGCAUCCAAAGCUCUCACAUUCCGUCAGAAAUUACAAGGAAACAGACUCAAAACAUGUGAUUCUCUAUACGAUGUCGCAGAUAUGCUUGUCCGACAAGGGCGCCUUUCCUCAGCUAUCGAGCUCCUCAAACAGCUUAUAGCUAUAUCAGAGACCUUAACCGAGGCCGAAGGGCAGCUUGCGCGAGCCAACUACAAGCUGAGUGUUUUGUAUGGCGAGAAAGAUAUGCUCUCAGAGAGCCAAGCUUGUAAAGCUCGCGCUAUUUCUCUGAGAGAUAAACUGAGACCUGAAAGCAAAGAUAGACCGUUUGAGGAAAGCGAGUUUAUGAAGCUAUGUCUUUUUAUGUUGUGGUAA
Messenger RNA from Pseudogymnoascus verrucosus, 360 nucleotides. RefSeq lists its product as uncharacterized. Gene Ontology annotation, molecular function: protein binding. NCBI's taxonomy places the organism in Eukaryota, Fungi, Ascomycota, Leotiomycetes, Thelebolales, Thelebolaceae. The record is from RefSeq and is a predicted model, not a curated record. The coding region runs from base 1 to 360 and encodes 119 amino acids. The transcript is spliced from 2 exons.